AUGCAGUUGACAACACUCCUCCUCGGCGCUCUCGCCAGCGUGGCGUCCGCCCAAAAAACCUGGUCCGUCGCCGUCGCCAUGAACGGCAGCCUGACCUUCUCUCCCAACCGGCUAGUCGCCCAGCCCGGCGAGUUCGUGCAGUUCCAGUUCCACGCGGGCAACCACACGGUGACGCAGUCGACCUUCGACCAGCCGUGCCAGCCCAUCAACCAGCACAACUCGAGCAUCGCCGGCUUCCACUCGGGCUUCUUGCCCGCCGCUGCCAGUGCCGCCCAGGGCAUGAUCCCGACCUACACCAUCCAGGUCAACAACACCCAGCCGCUGUGGCUGUACUGUGCCCAGGGGAAGCACUGCGAGAAUGGCAUGGUGAUGGUUAUCAAUGAGCCCGCCGCGAACAAAUCCCGCACCCUCGAGUCCUUCAAGGCCCUCGCAGCCGGCGCCUCAACCGUCGUACCGGGCGGCGCGGCCGGCGCCGGUGGUACCACCGGCACUGGCACGACGGAUGGGACCAACCCGUCUGGCACGGGCGCCCCGGCCAGCGCGUCGUCACCUGGUGCUGCCGGCGUGGUUGGUGUGCCGGGUGGUAUGGCGCUUGCUGCGGCGGGUAUGGCGGCUGUGCUGUUUUUGUAG
Messenger RNA from Dichotomopilus funicola, 630 nucleotides. RefSeq names its product Cupredoxin. The transcript is spliced from 3 exons. Lineage: Eukaryota; Fungi; Ascomycota; Sordariomycetes; Sordariales; Chaetomiaceae. The coding region runs from base 1 to 630 and encodes 209 amino acids. The record is from RefSeq and is a predicted model, not a curated record.